GGGUGGCAGUGCAAAAGAACGCGUUCAGUGAGAAGUGUCGCUCUAGUGAUUGGCUCUUUCUCCGCAAUUUCGCAUGUUUAUCGCGUCUCGGUAGUUUCGUUUAUUAAUUCAAUUCUUUUUAAUUUACGACAAUAACAAUAACAAAGCCUAGUUCGGUAGUGUAUUUUAAUGUCGUACACGAGAAAAGUGACCGUCAUAAGGCAGGGAUGCUCGGGUUCAUACAGCGAGCGAACCGUCACGGAAUCAACCAGCAGCGUCAGUUCCGGAUCUGGUUUCAGCAGCCUGUCGUGGUUCAAGAAGAAUUCCACACCCCUGGUGACAAUCGACAAUGAGACCCCAAAAAGGGCGACCUCGACCGUGACAGUGACUAAAAAUGCACCGACAAAGGCGCAGCAGUUCAACCGAAGCGCCGGUGGCGGUUCUUCGUCGUCAUCGUCCUUUGAGAGUGCCGUUUUGGAUGCGCACAAUCGACUACGUGCCCGACAUUCGGCCCCACUGCUAACGCUCAACGCAAGCAUCAGUCAGUACGCACAGGAAUGGGCCAAUAAUCUGGCGAGGCGUGGUACACUGCAGCACCGGACGAGCGAUCAGUACGGGGAGAAUUUGUAUGCGUGCUUUGGGAAGACGGAACUCACCGGUGAGGAGGUUGUGCAGUCGUGGUACAGUGAGAUCAAGCACUACCGUUACGGACAGUCAAGUCCCUCGAAUUUCUCCCAGGUGGGUCACUUUACGCAGGUCGUGUGGAAGGGCUCACGGGAGCUGGGGGUCGGUAUGGCACAGAAUGGAAAUCAAAUCUAUGUCGUGUGCAAUUACGAUCCGCCAGGAAAUGUUUUGGGUAGAUACAGCGCUAAUGUAUCCUCAGGUUGAUGGACCGAUUUUCUCACGUAGCGAUGUAACGAGUAAUAUUUAUGGUGAUAAUGUUUUUGUAGAAUAGUUUGCUAUAUAAAUAUUUGUAUAUAACAUAAUUCUUGGUCGAUAAUGAGAAAUCAGAAUGACCAGAAUAGUGAAAAUAAUUGGAUUGUCAGCAUUGUCAGUCAGUCUUCAGAAAACAAACGCAGCGCUGCGCUUGAGUUUAAUUUUCAUCAGCGCGCGCUCAAAGAAAACUCUUAUUCUCUCUUGGUGCGAAGAGCACAAAAUUCAUAAGCACGACAGCGCAAAAUGUACCCGGCGCAGAACUCAGAUACUAAACAUUUCUCGCGUAAUUUUUGAAAAGGUAACAAAUAUAGUAACAAAUAUAAACAAAUCUCGCGUAACUUUUGAAAAGGUCCUAUGUAACAAAUGUAAACAAAUCGAGUUAAUGGAUGCACGCUAUUAGUUUUCAAUCAUUGAAUGUAUUACAAAAACAAUCGUUCACGUAUCUAUCUUCUUCAUCUUUUUGUCGCCGAUACAAAAAAUAUCCAAUGUACAGAUUCGAAUUUUAAGCACCCGGCUGUUACUUCGGACGCCACUUUCCUCCGACGGCCGAAACGUCCGAAGUAACAAAGCAGUCAAAACAACUCGCAGUCGUACUUCGGUCGUUUUGGAAUUUGUUUCUUACAGGUGUUGUUAUCGAUUUCAGUGCAAUUCAACGAGUGAUAACAAUAAUAAUCAGUCUUUAGAACGAAAUGCUGAUAUUUGGAUUGUUGUUUAUUAGUUAGUUUCAAAUUUUUAUAGUGCAACGUAAUAUGUCCAAUGUGCAAACGCGGGCAGUCAAAACGUCCAAUGUAACAUUUUUCGCUCCGAGGCUUCAACCUUAAUCUCAAAUCACGGAACAAUAGUUACGAUUGGUUUUACGAAGUUAUUCUUGACAGCUAGUGGUGAAAACAGUGAUAAAGAUUGAUAGCUUUUAAGACAAUUCGCGAAAUAAUGUUCGGGUCUUCAACUACGUUUUUCUCGAGUUGGCGAAAAUGUUACAUUGGACCUUUUCAAAAGUUACGCGAGAAAUCGAGUUAAUGGAUGCACACUAUUACUGUUCAAUCAUUAAAUGCAAUGCGAAAACAA
This is a messenger RNA of Toxorhynchites rutilus septentrionalis, 1980 nucleotides long. RefSeq names its product Golgi-associated plant pathogenesis-related protein 1-like. The transcript is spliced from 4 exons. Gene Ontology annotation, cellular component: extracellular region. Bases 169 to 867 code for a protein of 232 amino acids. The record is from RefSeq and is a predicted model, not a curated record. Lineage: Eukaryota; Metazoa; Arthropoda; Insecta; Diptera; Culicidae.